Messenger RNA from Oldenlandia corymbosa var. corymbosa, 666 nucleotides. The record is from the annotation of a GenBank genome assembly. NCBI's taxonomy places the organism in Eukaryota, Viridiplantae, Streptophyta, Magnoliopsida, Gentianales, Rubiaceae.
AUGUGUUGGAAUCAUGACAUUAAUGCUGUCAACGUUCUUGAUUUUUCGAGUCCUUCCCUUAAAAAGCUGAUACUAACAUUAUAUAGGAGAUUUGAAAAUGUUACUAUUAUUGUGACGUCAAAUAGCCUUCAAAGUCUGGACUAUUUUUGGCGUUCUAAUGGUUUUGCGAAAUUGACAAUAAAUACGCCGAACCUUAAAUAUUUGGCUAUCAGUGGACCUGAUCUAACUAGGCUGACUGUCGUCGGGAGCCUAUAUAGUGUUGUUGCAGUUGAAAUAGAACUUGAAGUUGAAUCAGACCAAAUUCCAAAUGGUAAGGAUCUAACUGAGCUUCUUCGUCGGGUGAAAAAUGUGCAAUCAAUUCGUGCAUCGGUUGAUACCCUACAGGCUUUACAUAGUUUCCCACAUUUGUUGCCGACAUUUGAGGAUUUAUUAAAUCUGAAGAUCAAUGGCCACCGAAGGGACGACGGUCUGGCUUGGAAAGCAUUGCCAUCUGUACUCAAAAAUGCCCCCAAUCUUGAAGUGCUUGUUUUGGAAAACAUCUUUUGGUCCGACGAAGAAGUUAAGUGUCCUGUCAAAGAUAUAUUUCCCGCGGGCUUAAUUGAAAAUCUAAAGGAGAUAGAGUUAAAAGAUUACUGUAGAGACGAUUUUUCAACUCGAACUGAUUGA